UCGUUUGGAUCAUUGACUGGACAUUCGUGCAUAUCAAACGGUCAAACGGUGGUCAGCAAACAAGGAGAGCAGUUAGCAGCGGAUUCCCUGCUGCCACAAUAACAACAACAAUUGUCGAUACAAUUUCUGUGAAAACUAUUUUGCGCUUUGAAGCACUUUUUCGUAUUCGUAUUGGAAGCACUCGUGCCAGAGAAACGCCAGAAAAUGAAGAGUACUGCCAUUCGCAAAUUAAACGUCAACGGAUCGACAUCCGCAUCUAUACCAAUAUCUCCAUUCACAUCUGCAUCCAAAGAGAGGUCACCACCUUUGGAAGAAUUUUACAAGCAAAUACCUGAGGAUCAAGUUUUUGCACAAAUUGAGGAAAAGCAGCAACCUCGACGAGCGCCAAACAACGAGGAUUCACACGCAAAUCGAACAGUAAAAGAAACCACUCCCGAAAAUACUAAAUUAGACGGUGCAGUUGUUACGGAAAAGAAAAACGGCGAAAUGGUUGCCGAACAAAAUGGUUUAACUGACGGGGCCGAUGAAAAAAUGUUAAGCGGUGCUGAAGACAAUGAAAAAUUGGCCGAUAAGCGUGAAGAAGUAAAAUUUAUUAAAGGAGGUGAUCAUCAAAAUGGUGAUGCGAAAAUCGACAUUGGUGCCGUGAAUGGAAAGGACAAGGAGAUGGCUUUCACUGGCAUGUCUAAAGAGGAGCUCAUGAAAUAUGCCAAUGAUCCAUUUUGGGUACGUUUGCGUUGGAUUUUCUUCAUUGGUUUCUGGGCUAUCUGGGCGGCCAUGCUGGUUUGUGCCAUACUGAUCAUUAUCGACGCCCCCAAAUGUGCCGCACCUGAACCUCUGCCAUGGUACAAGCGUGGCAUUCUCGCCAAAUUUGACGCACUCCAAGCAAGCGCCAGCAACAUCGAUAGCGUAAAGCGUGUAGAAGCUUCCGGUGUAAUAUAUGAACUCCCACCGGCACUAACUUAUUUAGUACGCGAACCAGCAGUGGAAGAAAAGAUCAAAGACAUUGUGUCGCAGUAUAAAAAUUUGGGCAUCAAUGUCAUAUUGGAUGUAACGCCAAAUUAUGUGCCCCGUAAUUCAACUCUUUUAAAUGAGGCGCUAGAAAACAAUGCAAAGCGUUCAGCGUUCAUAUGGAAAGAUGAUUCUAAAGAGCCAAACAAUUGGCGUUCACUUGCGAACGGUUCAGCUUGGGAUCAAAUAAAGCCUGGCAGCUACUUACUGUCACAAUUUGGUGCAGGUCAAUAUGAUUUACACAUGAAUGACACCAGCGUUAAACGUGAAUUCGAAGACGUAUUGAAACAUUUGCUUUCCUUGGGUGUUAGAGGUUUCCGUUUGAAGAAUACAAAAUUCUUUUUGCUUUCUGACAAUACGCCGGAUGAGGUACCAGCUUCGGAGGGUAAUUUCGUGCACAAUGAGUAUGGAUUUUGGACGCAUACGCAUAGUACGUUCCAGGAAGGGCUUGGUGAUUUGUUGUACGAGUUCAAGAUGUUCGUCAAGAACAUUUCCGCAGACGCAUUCUUAUCUGUGGCAGAUGAUAUUCUACGACCAGAUGUGUAUCGCGCUAGGAACGGUGAAUGGGGCAUAGAUAUGCCCAUAUACGGACCACUGGUACAUUUACUAAGCACAACUUCCAGUGCACGAAAACUGCAAAAUGAAUUCGAGAAUACUAGAAAUGCUGUGGGUAACGACACAUGGCUGCAGUGGAACUUUGCAGAGCCCUUGGUGAUGGCCAAUAACGUAAGCGAUGCCACAGCAAUCGCACUGUUCGUAUCGUUAUUGCCGGGAGUACCUGUAAUGGGUAUGGCAAAUUCGUCACUUUUUAAUGGAAUGCCGGAUAAUGUUUUUGCUGAAAUUAAGCAGCUACGAUUGUCUCCUUCAUAUAUGCAUGGCGAUUAUCAUGUAUAUGAAUCUGAUGGAAUGUUUGCAUAUACCAGAAUAAAAUCUGGUAAUCCCGGUUACUUUGUAGCUUUCAAUCCAUCAAACACUACUGUAAAAGGCGACUUCGAUCAUCCUUCCUUACCAGACAAGAUGUCUGUGUAUGCGCUAAGUGAAAGCUACAACAUAUCUGGCAUUGCAAUCAAAUCGAAAGUGGAAACCCAUUCUUUGGAGUUGUCGCCUGGAUCUACAAUUAUACUCACAUAUGUGCCUGUGAAAUCAGGUUAAGAGAAAUACCUUAGGUAUACAUUGGGCAUAUUAUUAGUGCUAAAAGUUAAUCUGCUCUAUGCGUAAAGUCAAUACUAGACUUUUACAAAAAUAAAAUAUUUCAAAUGUUGAACAAAAAUAUAAAUAUCUAUUAAAAGCAUUGCAAAAUAUAAUA
Messenger RNA from Anastrepha obliqua, 2314 nucleotides. RefSeq lists its product as uncharacterized. Bases 205 to 2160 code for a protein of 651 amino acids. The transcript is spliced from 7 exons. Gene Ontology annotation, biological process: carbohydrate metabolic process; amino acid transport. The record is from RefSeq and is a predicted model, not a curated record. NCBI's taxonomy places the organism in Eukaryota, Metazoa, Arthropoda, Insecta, Diptera, Tephritidae.